AUGAAGACGCCUGAGGGUCGCCAAACUGUUGCAAACAACGACACAAAUGUGGCAAGCAUGGCAAGUAAGAGACGAGGGAAGGACAAGAUCUACAAAGCACGUAUGAGUGUAGUCGAUAAGCUCUUUGGCGCAGACUCACCUGAAGCAGGUCUAUUUGCACACCUAGAGGUUCAUUCCGAGGACGAGAUCACGAAUGUAGAUGGGCGCGCCUUUCGUCACCGAAUCCGAGUUGCUUGGAGAGGUGCCAAGCUUGAUCAAUUCAUCAGCCUUAUUGACAAGUGUAUUGAGGGUAGAGAAAUUGUACCAAAGGCCAAAAAACAAGCAAAAGAGCUGACAAAUCGCGGACCUUAUUCUUCAACCCUUGACGAGGAUCAGUAUCUGCCAAAAAAAUUUCAAAAAUCAUUGGUGUCCGAGUUAUGGUUCAGCAAAUUGCCGGGUGUCACAGCUCAUUACCUUGAGCUCAAUGAUACAGAUAUUGUAGAUAUAAAUCAAGCGAUUCACGACCUGACAAACUUAUUAGCCUUAGACCCUUCUCAAAACCCUGUCACCCAUUGGUUUAUUGGUGAAGUUUGGGUACAAUUAUAUUACAGGUUCCCAAAGCUUCAACAAUCAUAUCUGAAAUCAAAUUCUCAAAGGAUCAUCAAGGUCAUAUCAAAAGUGAACAAUUGCGCCGAUCAAAUGGAUUACUUUGGGCCAGAUCAAAUCCGUUGCUGCUGUGUGCCUUUAGGAUGUCACAAUGAAAGAUUUGAAUUUGAUGAUCAGAUCCACUCAGGAAGGCUUUUCCAUCGUACAAACUUCAAGCGUCACCUGCAAAAAAGCAAAAACAACAAAAACACGCCCAUGCGAAGCACCAAUACGAAUGAAGUCCUGUCAGACCAGCUUUCCUCUGUCAACACCUUGGGUAGUCAUGGACAACAGAUACAAUCUAGUGAAAAGAGAAAGGAGCGAUCUGAAAAUGAAGACAAAUCAUCAGGUGAUGAAGACGUACACCGACCAAAGAAGAUCCAACGUGUGGAAAAUAGUAAUAUCACACUUCCAGCUAUAACAUUAAUGACAUUUCCAACAGAAUCUUACAAGAUACCUCAAAAGUUCCUUCAACACAAAAUGUGCUUAGAAUCAAUGAUGAAUGUUGCAUAUGAUCAUAUAUUCCACAAGAAAUCAAACUGUUCAUGUCGGAAAUCUCUCACCUUUGAAAAAACCCGAGUCAAAAAGUGGAUGACUUCUGCCAAUCCGAAAUCGAUCCCUUUUUGGAAAGAAAUCCCAGCUACGAUUCAGGAUUUAUUAAAGAGAUUCCAUCUCAAAAUAACGCCGAUUGAGACUAUCAUCCGAAAACAACUUGACAAGGCCGAACUUGAAGGAAUCUAUCCUGAAGACCAACCAUCGGCGCUCCCUCAUCUUGUGCCAGACACCGAUGCUCUAACAGAAUGCCCUGAAGAUGAAUCAUCUGAACCUAGCUCUGAUAGCCGGAUGUCUUACCCACAAGCUGCCAAAUCUCAGACCAGCACUACAACUAUUCUUUCACACCCUACGACAACUAAUAGAUCAGAUGCUUCUGAUAGCUCUUCCAGUACCAUUCUUGGUGCUCAUGGCCCAGCUCUCACUCCGCAUGAACUCAAACUUAUUCACAUAUCAAUUGAACAAGCAAUAACCCCCUCCUGGCUUCCUGUAGUACCUUCGCUCUUUGGGACCACUGCGCAUGGCAGUGUAAAAGCUGUCCAAUGGCUUGUUUUGUACACAGUUUACAUGGUAUUCUCUUUAAUACCGUAUCAUGCAAAUGCUGAGCCAAAUUCCGAUUCUCAGAAGAUCCACACAGCGAUACUUCUUGCCACACAGAUUAUCAAUAUUUCUGUGUCCCGAGUCAUGAGUGAGGAGGAUAUCCAAUCUCUUGGAUUGCUACUUAAAACCUACCGUCAACAUCUUCAAACCGUAUGGCCUAACAUCAAGUCUAAACCCAAUCUGCAUUUUGCCCAGCACCUACCCGAUCAGUGUCGCCGCCUUGGACCCCCACCAUACACUGCUGCUUGGGUAGGAGAACGCCUGAUUGGUACACUUGUCCAAACACCAAAGAACUUUUGUGCAGCCAAUCUUUCUAUCACCUCACGAAAUAGUGCAACCAGAUGGAAGGAGUUUUCUCCACCUGGUGAUGUACUACAUGCGGUCAAGGAGCUUCUACAAUCAAAUUCGAGCGUCAGCAGUGCCAGUAUUGAUUUGAUGUCAACAUCCUUGUGGAGACAUAGUGGCAAGUCUUAUAGUAUAAGCUCACGCCACUUAGGUAACAGCUAUAUCGAGUAUCACAUCAAUGGGAAGCAUGGCUUUGGGUCAAUCGAACAUAUAGUUCGUCUAGGCAUCUGGGACAUGGCUUCGUCGGGAUUCGGUGAAAUUUAG
Melampsora larici-populina 98AG31 is the source of this 2385-nucleotide messenger RNA. RefSeq lists its product as uncharacterized. The record is from RefSeq and is a predicted model, not a curated record. Lineage: Eukaryota; Fungi; Basidiomycota; Pucciniomycetes; Pucciniales; Melampsoraceae. Bases 1 to 2385 code for a protein of 794 amino acids. The transcript is spliced from 9 exons.